This is a messenger RNA of Gilbertella persicaria, 1006 nucleotides long. RefSeq names its product NADP-dependent oxidoreductase domain-containing protein. Lineage: Eukaryota; Fungi; Mucoromycota; Mucoromycetes; Mucorales; Choanephoraceae. The record is from RefSeq and is a predicted model, not a curated record. Gene Ontology annotation, molecular function: aldose reductase (NADPH) activity. Gene Ontology annotation, cellular component: cytosol. The transcript is spliced from 8 exons. The coding region runs from base 23 to 928 and encodes 301 amino acids.
AAUUAUUUACUCUUAAGAAAAAAUGUCUACUGCUAUUCUUAAACUCAACACUGGUGCUGAAAUCCCCCAAAUCGGAUUGGGUACAUGGCAAUCUAAGCCUAAUGAAGUCUAUGAUGCUGUUCUCACUGCUCUUAAGACUGGUUACAAACACAUUGAUGCUGCCUUCAUUUACGGUAACGAAAAGGAAGUCGGUAAGGCCAUUAAGGAUUCUGGUAUUCCCCGUAAUGAACUUUUCAUUACCACCAAGUUGUGGAAUACUUUCCACCGUCCCGAAGAUGUUGAAAAGGCCCUUCAAAAGUCCCUUGAUAACCUUGGUUUGGAAUACAUUGACUUGUAUUUGAUGCACUGGCCUGUAGCUUUCCAACCCGGAGAAGACCUUUCUCCCAAAGAUAAGGACGGCAAGACUCUCUUUGAUGAUGUUGAUUUCACUGAGACUUAUGCUGCUAUGGAAAAGCUUGAUAAGAGCAAAGUCCGUGCUAUCGGUGUCAGUAACUUCAACAUUGCCAAGCUUGAAAAGUUGGCCAAGACUCAAAAGAUUGUUCCUGCUGCUAAUCAAGUUGAAUUACACCCUUACUUGCCUCAAGAUGAAUUGAUCAAGUACUGUAAGGACCACGGUAUUCUCAUCACUGCCUACUCUCCUCUCGGUAGCACUGAUUCUCCCUUAUUGAAAGAUGAAGUUGUUUCCAAGAUUGCUGAAAAGAACAAGGUCUCUCCUGCUCAAAUCCUCAUCUCUUGGGGUGCUAAGCGUGGUUAUUCUGUCAUCCCCAAGUCUGUUACUGCCUCUAGAAUUAAGUCCAACUUUGAAGUUGUUGACCUUAGUGACGAAGACUUUGAAACCUUGAACAAGAUUGUCCACUCUCAAAAGAAGCAAAGACUUGUUGAUCCUUACAACUUCUGGGGUGUCGAUGUCUUUGAUGAACACAACUAAAUAUUUAAAUAAAAUUGACUCUGAUUAGAGUGAAAACAACAAUAAAUUUUCAAUGCAGGGUUUUUAUUUUAAGUGAUC